CCAAUACCCAGGUCGUCCGGGCCUGUCAAUCAAGAAAGUGCACGCUCUACUGCAGGUGCAAAGCUGGGCUCCACGCUAACUGCUGCAGCGAAGCGGAGGAUAAAACAAGCAAUUCACGAUGGCGUCUGCAAAUGCCACAUACGGACAAAAGGAGUCCUCGGACCAGAACUUUGACUACAUGUUUAAAAUCCUCAUCAUUGGCAACAGCAGCGUUGGGAAAACGUCCUUCCUUUUCCGCUAUGCAGACGACUCGUUCACGCCGGCCUUCGUCAGCACAGUUGGCAUCGACUUCAAGGUGAAGACCAUCUACAGGAACGACAAGAGGAUAAAGCUGCAGAUCUGGGACACAGCCGGCCAGGAGCGCUACAGGACCAUCACCACGGCGUAUUACAGAGGGGCCAUGGGCUUCAUCCUCAUGUAUGACAUCACCAAUGAGGAGUCAUUUAACGCUGUGCAAGACUGGUCCACUCAGAUCAAGACUUACUCGUGGGACAAUGCUCAGGUGCUGCUGGUGGGAAAUAAGUGUGAUAUGGAGGAUGAACGUGUGGUGGCCACAGAAAGAGGCCGGCAGCUGUCAGAACAGCUUGGUUUUGAGCACUUUGAAGCGAGCGCCAAAGACAACAUCAACGUGAAGCAGACCUUUGAGAGGCUGGUGGACAUCAUCUGCGAGCGAAUGUCUGAGAGUCUGGACAACAACGAUCCCACCGUCACUGGAGCCAAACAAGGGCCGCAGCUCACCGAGCAGCCACAGAGGUCUCAUCAGGACUGCGCUUGCUAAAUACAUUUCGUACACGCAUACGCACACAUACAUACAUAUACACUACAUCUGUUGUCGUGAUAUCCAUACAACUUUUUACAUUCUUAUUGUCAGUUGAUGUCAUGUAAACCUGCACAGAUUGAUAUCGGAAACACACACACAGGAGCUGACUGCCUGUGAGAUUAUCCAACCCAUCAUCCUCCUAUCCUCAUAAUACUCCCAAAGACGACCUGUUUUCAGUCCAUAUCACCAAGAAAUGUCAUCCUCACUUGUGCAGCAAACACUACAUAGUGCUACUUUAGUCACAGGCUGAGCGCCCUUUAACAUGCAAGUAUUGCCAUGUUGUUUUUCUGUCAUGUACGGUACAUGUACGUCCAUAUGCACCGUGCUGUAUUUGAACACGCUUCUAAAGAGGCAGCAUUCUAUCAACCCUUAUUGUUUGCUCAUGAGGCCACCGCCCCAGAGCCUACAAUGGACAUAAUGAGUACACUACUAUAGUUUAUCUUUAAUCCCACUGAAAAUGCUUGCUGUUGUUGAGCAUAGUUUAUUUCAAACUUGAUUGGAUUUGGUCAUGUGACAUCAUUGAUCCAUCCAUAAUUACUAAGCUUUAUGCCCAACAGGGUAGUUUGGAAGAAUAUCAGAUUGUUAGAUUUAUGUUUUGCGCCUUCCUAGCUUUUUAACUUUUUUUUUUUUUUAAUCUGCGUUUACCAGAGCCUGCAGUGGACAGGUGACAGUUUGGCUUUUUUAUAUUUUAAGCAUUAUUUUUCAAGAAGGGAUAAGCAAGAGAUAAGUGUAUAAAUGUUUAAAAACAAAAAAAAGUCAAUAGCUCUACGUUUUAAAAUACAUAGAAAUAUGGAAGUAACUUAUUAUACAUAAUAAAAGAUGUUUCUAAUGUUGGAUUCCUUGCUAUGCUUUAGGGUGCAUGUUGUUGGUGUUGACUGGAUAGUUACUUGUUCUCAAAUGCCAUCACACUGAAUCUGACCUCAAGUUGGACAUGUGUGAAGGUACAAAGUUUAUUGUGCGUCUCCUUAACUGCGUACAACAUAAACACAUGUGAUCCACCACUGACCUGUCAGCACCAUCAACUUGAACACGGUCGAUUUUUGGAACGGAACAUCAUGUUUGACGCAUGUUUAAUGUUGAAUCUGCAAUUUAGUUUUGUAUGCCCGUGUGUGCAGUGCAGACCCUCAAAGUCGUGUGUCCACCGAUGUGCUGAGGCGUGCGACAAAAUGUUGACACUUAUUUUAUAUGAUUUCUAACUUAUUUAUUUGACAUGUCUCAUUCUUCCUACUAUGCUUUCUAAAGAGAGUUUCUCCCAGCUUUUUGUUUUUUAACACGUUGGUGUUUACAAGCUUGAUAUACAUCCUGGGGAGGAGAGUUCAAACAUUCCAGUCAUUGGUGGGCAGCUUGUUUGUCUUUUCAUAUCAGUUAUGUAACUUUUAAGACAUGCCAGUGUAAAAGCAGACUGUUCUCACAGAGCAAUAAGAGGUUCUUUUUAUUUCCUCUGCACCCAAAUAUCAGCAAAACGACGCUGCUGAUGCAUUCCACACAUGUCCUUUAUUAGGCGGCUGUGUGUAAUGACGCCUCUAAUUGUUCUGUCCACAGAGCCAAAUAUCGAGCUAAAGAAUAUACAGUAUAUGUUUGUCUUGCACUGACAUGACCUGUCAGGUGCUGGUUGCAGCUCAUUGGAAAAGACACAAACAAACUACGCUAAAAAUCAAUGUUUCACUUUUGAACUGUGCGUGUUACUAUUAUUUAUUGUGUUUUGCUGUGGCUGUAGACGUGCAGCUGACUCAAGAGCACCGUCCCUCCCCCAGUCAUAACUCUUGUAAAUAGCCUUUUUCUGCCCGUCUGGUAUUAGUUGUGUGAAUCGUGCUGUAAUAACUGUAAUGCCAGGUUUGCUUAAAUGAGGGAUCAAUAAAUAAAUCACAGCAGCUGGA
Messenger RNA from Dunckerocampus dactyliophorus (ringed pipefish), 2697 nucleotides. RefSeq names its product ras-related protein Rab-3A-like. The transcript is spliced from 5 exons. Gene Ontology annotation, biological process: protein localization to plasma membrane; protein secretion; regulation of synaptic vesicle fusion to presynaptic active zone membrane. Gene Ontology annotation, molecular function: GTP binding; GTPase activity. The coding region runs from base 119 to 778 and encodes 219 amino acids. The record is from RefSeq and is a predicted model, not a curated record. NCBI's taxonomy places the organism in Eukaryota, Metazoa, Chordata, Actinopteri, Syngnathiformes, Syngnathidae. Gene Ontology annotation, cellular component: synaptic vesicle; synaptic vesicle membrane; axon.